GACUUUGUAGACUUCACUCCAAACUUCACUCCAAGCUGCCCUCACCCUGCGUGUCGUCUGUGUGGAGUGAAGCGGUCUCUCUCGGUGGUGUGUAGGGAUUGAAAUCUCGCUCGUCUAAUAACAGAAGACAGAAAAAAAAAAGCCUGAGCACAAGGCACAAGGAAAACACCGACCACCACUGCAACAAUUACUACUACCAACUACCACACACUAUUACCACCUUGAUACUUCCUUAUAAACUCAUCCACAAAUUCCCUUUCUCGCACAAACACACAUCGUUCAAGUUGAUCACUCUUUCAACUUCUUGAAUGGUUUCAAUCUACAAUUUCAACCCUUUUGAUCAAUCUAUGCCUGAUCUAAGGUUGCUUUAUUCUUUGUUUGUCCUGAAAUCUUUUGGAGGAAUCUAGGAACAUUUCCGAAGCUCCCAUUCAAGCUGGCUCGGAAGAUUCAUCUGGGUCAGCAAUCCACCCGGUCGUCGCAUGCCUCGUCCUCUAUCCAACUCGAAGCGACAGCAAGGGGCUGCGAACGUACGCGAUACUCGUCAUGACAAUGGGCUUGUAGGUCCAGGGAAGAGGGUGCCUAGGCAAAAGAGUAAUGGACAUAUGAACGGACAUGCGAACUCCUCCGAUUCUAUCCCAUCAACACCACCACCUUCGACCCCACCACCUGCAAAUGGACACGCGAAAUUGCCUGGCAACGAUGACAACACUUCGGAACAUAAGCUGGGGGGAGACGUAGCAAGGAGGACUUCAGUUGGUGGACAUUCAGAUUCUUCUCAAGAUGGUUACAAUAUCCCCACGAUUUCUUUCCCACAAGAAAAUCAUCGCCAUAUCAAUGUCAAUUCUGCCAAAAACCCUUCAGUACAUCGCGAUUCCGGUCCAUGGCAUUUCGCGAAGACUGUUUUGACAUCCUGUCCAAUCUCUGACACACUGGCCAUUCUUAUUGUUCUUCUCCAGGUCCCACCCGCUUUCUUGACGAUCAUCCAAUUACUGUUCGCCACUUUGACAUUCGUCCCCCCGUCCACUACUGCUACAUCUGGAAUAAGCUUCAUCGAUAUGUUUGAAGGAACUACGGGUACACCAUCAUUGGCAACGAUUAUGGUGGUUGACGUACUGUUUCUCUUGACUUGGGUAUUUCUAUAUGGUCCUCUGCAGGAGUUCAUCUUGCAAUUUGCACAAUCGGUGAUCGCAUUGACUUUGGGAGGAGGUCUCAGUGGAAAAGAAGCUGGCAUGAGGAACGUAGUUCUCUGCUUUGGUUACAUUGGGGUCUCGCAUUAUGCCUCGAUUAGCAACAUUAAAUCUGUUGGACUUCGUACGCUACUUUCAUCCCCACGAAACUUUCUAGGAUCAUUCGACCUCGACGAUCCUCUCGAGUCGAUACCAAUACCUAUUCCAAAUUGGAAAGACCGAAUACCGAUUUGGGUUCGAAAUAUUCUUGCGGUACACAUUCUUGCACAAGGAGUAGUGCGGUAUAUACGAGAUUUAUAUGUUAGGAGUCAAAAACGCGAUCAUGCAGCAUCUACCCUGGGGGAUCCUGAAGCAGCGAAAGGAUCAGCAGAUGGAGCCAAUGAUUCUUCUACUACAAACCCACAAACACCAGAUAACGAAGCUUCAAAUUCAUUACAUGCUAGUCAUACAGCCAUUACAACCAGGAAAAAGAGAAAACAAAGCGCACAAGUCCGCAUUCAACAACCUUUAUGGGCAGCUUUAGCAAGUACAAAAAUCGUCAUGGUCAAAGAGUACGAAACGUCGCACGCAGCUGCGGAAUCGGCGGGUACAAAUGCAACAGAUGCUAGUAACCUUGGAAAUGCACCUUUCAGUACCGAGCCAGAUCGAAUAUGGAUUACCAAUGUUGGGUCUGAUGCCGUUUUAUUUAGUACCAGUUAUUUUCCCAAGUUCACAAUUCCCGACGAGAAUCAAGAUGAUACGGAGGGGUCAAUUGUAAACUCGAGAAUGCCCAUUUUUGUUAGGGUCAAUCAAGCACAUUGGCAACCUACAAGGAUGGAAGCUAGUAUUAACCCUAGCUUACCUGCUGGAAAAAACACGUGCUGGGAUGGAGAAAUCUUUGGGCUUGCGCCUUCUAGCAGUUAUGAGAUUGAAUUUUUCAAUGUCGUUAACAACAAAGUCAUUUUCUGCACCAGCGUCAAAACGCUUAAUACACCAUCAGAUACUGCAGCUGCAACUUCCCUUUCGCCUCUCCCUCCUCAAGUGUCGGGACGACCAGGAUCGCCCAGUUCCACUAUUCAACAAUCAAUACGAGCAUCCAAGACUAAACUGGAAGAAGAACGUAGCCGCCAGAAACGCGAACGUAAAGACCAACGCACGAAAAUCCAGACACUUCGCAGAGAGAUUGAUAAGCUCUCACAUAUCAUAGCCACAUCGGGUGGCAAUGAUGAAAAGCAACGUCAAAAAAUUCAACAAGCCACCCUUCAGAUUAGACAAGCAGAUGAAGCCAUUACGUCAAUCCAAGCUGAUAUUGAAAUUGCCGAUCGAUUACCUUCAGCAUCAAAGGAUUCCGAGUAUAUUUCAGCAAAGCAAAAGUAUCGAACACAAAAAGAGCUCUAUGAGAAAGCUAAAUCAGACUUCACUACGAAAAAGAAGGAGAAUGAAAAGCCAAUCACAGCUUUGAGUGCUGAACUUCUCAACAAAGAACGUCAAUCCGAGAAAUUGGAAGCCAGAUCUAUUAAACUUACUCAUCAAGCAGAUGAUCUUCGUGAAGCUAACACCAAAGGGUUGAAUGAAGUUCAACGUAGGGAAAAGCAACGGAAGGAUAAAGAUGAUGAAAGAAGAAUGGUUCAGGCGAAUUGGGAUAAGUAUAACGUGGAGGCACAAAUGCAACUCCAACGGUAUACUGAUGACCUCACCAUGCUUUACCCCUACAUCGAUCAAUACACUAUGGCUUUACAACAGCAGCAUCAACAAGAAGCAAAUCAGUUAUACGUCAAUUCCUCAUGGACAACAGCAGGUGAAAGCUCAAUGUCCGCAUUUCCCGCAUACGCUCCAAUUUCGAAUAUGACAAUGGGUAUGCCUCAAAUGGGUGGUUCAAUGACAAUGUCACAAACCACAAGGCAAAGAGGUAGAAGCUCGAGUAUGUUAAGCAACGAGAGUGGAUUUACCCAAGGUCCGGAUUCGGAUGAAGAACAUACUCCUUUUUAUGGACCACAUCUUCAAUCACAAUCCCAGCCUCAAUAUUCUCCAUACAAUACCAAUCAAUCACCAAGUCCAUUCGCUCCCGCGUUCCGAAAUACAUCAACAUCGAUUUCUCAAUUCCAACAAAAUGAAUCAUUGAAUUGGCCACCAACUCGUAAGGGUAGUGGAUCAGGUGAUGUAGAUGCAUCGGGGAGUAGAAGUGGAAGUGAGAGAGAUAGUAUUGGGGAUCCCAAAAGUCCACUGAAUGAAAAGAGUCAGUUACCGUUUCCUAUUGGAGCGGGACCAGGCUUUGGAAUCGGGAGUGCUGGAUCCAGGGGCUUGCGAGGGGUUUGGGAUAAUUGAUUUUAUUGAUGCUGGUGGAAUUUUACGCUGUGCUGGUGUUGUGUUCUAGUGUUGAGGGAAGCGAAUUGGAUUGAAUUGGAUUGGACAGUUUGGAGAUGAUAUCGAUGGGCUGUCCGACUAGUUUGACGAUUACGCGGCAUGGCUAGAAUCUCAAGAGAUGUGUGAAGUGGCGGUAGUUGGGCUAACUGGUCAAAACUGGUGGUAUUAGAAGCGAUAUUGGCAUAGCAGUAAAAUUGAAGCUUGCAAGUUUAUUUUCUCUAUAUCUCGAUUUGACUUGCA
This is a messenger RNA of Botrytis cinerea B05.10, 3770 nucleotides long. It is a transcript of the gene Bcnnf2, whose product is annotated as Bcnnf2. The record is from RefSeq and is a predicted model, not a curated record. Bases 480 to 3491 code for a protein of 1003 amino acids. The transcript has a single exon. NCBI's taxonomy places the organism in Eukaryota, Fungi, Ascomycota, Leotiomycetes, Helotiales, Sclerotiniaceae.